Molecule: messenger RNA, 2436 nt
Organism: Paracoccidioides brasiliensis Pb18
Exons: 1
Coding region: 1-2436 (811 amino acids)
Biological process (GO): DNA alkylation repair; DNA repair
Cellular component (GO): nucleus
Molecular function (GO): dioxygenase activity
Source: RefSeq, a predicted model, not a curated record
AUGGUCGGCCCGGCUGCGAAAAGUCCUGUUCUGCGGAGGAUACGGGGGAAGAAGACGGCGGCGAAUUCGCGCCGUGAGCAGCCCUCGCUGUACUCGGAGGACCCGGAGGCCUUUCUGUCCCUCCCCGCUAUUAAUAAGACGGGGGGAGGGAGAAGAAGAGGAGGAGGAGGAGGAGGAGGAGGAGGAGGAGGAGUAAGAGAAGGAGAAGGAGGAGUAGGAGGAGUAGGAGGAGUAGGAGGAGUAGGAGGAGUAGGAGGAGUAGGAGAAGGAGGCGGAGGAGGUGGAGGAGGCGGAGGAGGCGGAGGAGCUGCUAGCGGGCCGCGCCGCUGCUGUCUGCCAAAGUCGGUCGGCUGCCAGUUCCCCGCACCCAUCCUCUCGGCCAUCGACCACGAGCGAGACACCGUGCUGGUAAAAUCCGAUUACUCUGCUUUCCAGUCGGAUGACCUCCUCCUCUCCUUCCGCACGCAGUUCGUCAGGGAACUCUACAUCUGCGGCUCGCUGUCCAAUGUCUCGGUGUACGCCACGGCGCUCGAUGCGGUUUCGCAUGGCUUGGACGUUACGCUUGUCGAGGACUGCCUGGGCUUCAGAAGCUUUUCGCGCCAUGAAGAGGCCAUGAGGCGCAUGGCCGACAUGAUGGGGGCCAAUGGCAUCACGAGCAAGGAGUUGACAGAGGAGCAGGAUUGGGAGGAGGCGGCUGUGCCUCCGGAGCAGUGGCCGGAGCAGUCCACCCCCUCCACCCCCGUGGGAAUCGAGGCGGACAUGGAUAUCCUCGCUGUCAAAUCUCCCCGGCAAUCCACGCGGUCGACGCCCAGGAGGGGCAGAGGGCACACACCCUCCGCCUCCCUGGAUGAUGCCCGCGGCACCACCCUGGAGUCUGAAAACGAACCGUGUGAAGGCGAUGUUCUACGACGGCCUCAUAUACGGCGGGCCGCAUCCCGCUCCCAGGAUUCUUCCCACCCCUGUGCCGCCGCGUCUACCCCUGCGGCUCUCAGACUGAAAUCCAACCGUGCGCGCAUGAGAAGGCCCCGAAGGUCAGUUUCCCAAGAUGAGACAAAUCAGACCGCCGACCAACCGCAGUCGCCGUCGCAGUCGCAAUCCCAAUCUCAACCCCAAUCGCAAUCCCAAUCCCAAUCUCAACCCAAAUCGCAAUCCCAAUCCCAACCCCAACCUCAAUCCCAACCCCAAUCCCAACCCCAACCUCAACCCCAACCCCAAUCCCAACCCCAACCUCAACCCCAACCCCAAUCCCAACCCCAACCUCAACCCCAACCCCAACCCCAACCCCAACCCCAACCCCAACCCCAAUCCCAACCCCAAUCUCAACCCCAACCCCAAUCCCAGCUUCGGUCGCGGAGGCACCCGCUCGACACCACCACCUCGCCAGCCGAUCCUUCUUCCCGUGGCGUAACACGGUCUGGAAGAAGCACACGAGCCCAAAACACCCUCCUCGGCCCCAAUGACAGAAUAGGCGAGGGCGACUCCCGAAUCCUCUACGAUCUACCUCUACCCCCCAAAACCUUCGACCUGCUCCGCGACGAGGUGAACUGGCAGAAAAUGUACCACAUGUCCGGCCAGGUGCCGCGGCUGGUAGGCGUCCAGGGCGCAAUGCAGUUGGACAAUUCGGUCCCCGUCUACCGGCACCCGGCCGACGAGUCGCCCGCCCUCUUGCCGUUCUCGAAAACUGUCAAUGCGGUGCGCCGGGUCGUCGAGAAGCAGCUUGGGCACCCGCUUAAUCAUGUUCUCAUUCAGCUGUAUCGGGAUGGCCUGGAUCGCAUUUCGGAACAUUCGGAUAAAACGCUCGAUAUCCAGCGGGGCUCUUAUAUCUGCAAUGUCAGCCUCGGGGCGCAGAGGACGAUGACGCUGCGGACUAAACCUUCGGCGAAUGCGAGGGGUGGAGCUGCUGCUGCUGGUGCUGCUGGUGCUGAUACGGAUGCUAUUGCUGGUGCUGAUACGGAUGCGGAUGCGGAUGCUGACACCGACGCUGGCGGUAGAGCUUCAAAGGGCAAGGGAAGCUCCAGGGCAUCAACCCGCCGAACCCAAAAGGUCCCCUUGCCACACAACUCCCUCUUCAUCCUCGGCGAGAAGACAAACAUGCGCUGGCUCCACGCCAUCCGCGCCGACAAACGGCCCGCCGCCGCAAAGCUGCCUGAAGAACUCGCCUUCGGCGGCGAGCGCAUCUCCCUCACCUUCCGCCACAUCGCCACCUUCAUCAACCCGGACACAGACACCAUCUGGGGCCAGGGGGCGAUUUCCAAAACCAAGCAAUCGGCCGGCCGCAUCGUGCAUGCGAGGCUGCGAGCGACCGAUGAUCAGGCGUUUGGCAGGAGAUCAGCAGACGAUCGCUGGGAGCCAUUAUGGGCGGCGGUUGAUGUUGUCACUUCUCCACGGCGUUGGUGGGGAAGCUGUUGCGCUGCGGGGAUGAGGUGGCGGACCUGA